AGGAGAGGUGGCCACAGGGGGAUUUGCAGGGAGUCGGGAGGUGGGGGCAGGAAAAGCUGGAGUCUAAUUGAUUUGACGUCCCCAGCACCACGGCUAAUAACAAUAAUAAUUAUACGCCAGCCCUGGCUAAGGGAAGCAGUGGAGGAGAGAGGAAGCAGCCACGAAUCAUGGCCUCUGAGCGCAGUAGCCGGCAGCAGCCAUGUGGCCGACGCAGGGGGUAAACUCCGCGGGGAUGCCAGCUGGUCACCUCCCUUCCAGUCUCUAGGACCGGAUCCUGGCAGCAGCCCUGCUCCUGCCUUCAGGUAGACUGCUGCAGCACUGCUUCUACAUGCCCCCGCACCACGCCAUCCAGGCCUCCUUGCAGCCAGCAAUCAGGUGACACUUCGUUUCUCUUCGAAAUUCCCCAGCCUUCAGACGGGAUUUUACCACCUUCAGUAAUAGGGAGUAAAAAUGACUGUCUUUGACCUCUGGAGAAGGAGAGAAGAAGACUUUGGCUGGGUGAAGUCUGACAGAUGAGAAGCACAAAGCGGCAAUGAUGGAGAAGAUGAAGAGCCCUCACUCGCUUGUUGCCCUGGAGCAGCAGAACCCUCCACCACCAGUCUCCCCCACCCCAAACCCAUCUCCAUCCCGCAGAAGGGAGGAGGCAGAGGCCAGCCCACUCCCUGCCAGCCCUGCCUCAGCCUCUCCUCCACUCAAGGGCAGCCCCCCCUCCGAGCCCUCUGCCCCACUGCCUCACAACGUCCCCGUCAUCAGCCUGGGCCACAGCAAGCACCCUGGCCAUGCUGACGUCUCCACGACUCCGCUCACUGCCUUGCACCCCAUCCCUGGCUACCUGCAGCUCACAGCGCUGCCCACCGGGCCCCCUCCAUCUUCCAUGCCCCUAGCAGGAGUAAGAAGCCCCCUCCUGGCCCCACAGUAUCAGCCCCACCCCUUUCUCAACAGCAUCUACAUUGGCAGCUCUGGGACUUAUGGCCUCUUCCCCAACAACCGCCUCAAGCGCAGGCCAAGCCAUUAUGAACAAGAGAUCACUGAGGGCCAUCAGCCCCAGAAGGUGGCACGCCGGGUCUUCACCAACAGCCGUGAGCGGUGGCGGCAACAGAAUGUGAAUGGUGCCUUCGCAGAGCUCCGGAAACUCAUCCCUACCCACCCGCCCGACAAGAAGUUGAGCAAAAAUGAGAUUCUGCGCUUGGCCAUGAAAUACAUCAACUUCCUAGUCAAGCUGCUGAGCGACCAGGCCAGGUCAGCUGGUGGGGAGCCUCCAGAUGCAGAGGCUAACUGCAACGGGACCCCAAGGACUCCCUCACCACUGGCCCCCAUCAAAUUGGAGCAGGUGCCAGUUGACCCGGUGACUGUGUUGGGGGCAGGCGAGCCACGGUGAUGAACAGCUACCCAUCCAUUGGUGUGACCACUGGCUCCUGCACCUGGACCAGCACCAGCCACACAUCCCGGGCUGAACUGAAUCUCCUUCCAAGGAUGCUUUGUGCUGGGAAGCAUCUGGGACUGAAAGCCAUGGGAUGAUGCUUGGGUCACUGUGACUUUGAGAGGUGGUGUGGGGUGGAUUCAGGGUCUGCCUGUCCACAUGCAGAGAUCAAGAGGGCAAAGCAGCUGAUGCCCAGUGAACCCCGCAAAGCAGCGGGACUUUGGGGAGAAAGGAGGAAGGGACGUUUAUAUUCAUGUUUCCUGCUUGGCUUGCUUCUGGAAAAAACAAAAAGGGGCAGUGCAGCGCUGCUCAGUAGGAGCAGUGCUACAGUUCUGUGGGCUAGAAAGAUCCCCCUUCUCUCCGGUCUCCGGGGGGUGGAGAACUGUCCUCAAGGCAUGCCUGGGCUUCCUCCAUGACCUGGAGUGGGCAACCAGUGUUCUCCAGAUGUUUUGAACGGCUACUUCCCAUCAGCCCCAGUCAGGGAUUAUGAGGUUUGCAACUCAAAACCAUCUGGAGGGACCCAGGCUGCUUGCCCCAGUUCCUGUUUUCCUGCUGCACAGUGAGUGUGGGGUGGCUUCCGAGCCCCAAUUCCAUCCUGUGAAAGCCCAGCAUGGUUGCUUGAGCCUGUACAGAAGGACAGCAUGACAAGCAGGACCGUUUUGUCAUGGGGUGGUGAGGCCCUCAACGCACAGGCUCCACUUUCCCUCGGUGUGGAUCCUUCUUCAUGGGCUCUGGCUGUGCUGCCACUGCAAAGCCCCCUGCCCCGCCCCUGACAGACACCAGAGCUUUCCCUCAACAACUGGGAAGCAGCACUGAGCUUUUAAAAUGGCUAGAGGAGGAGUUAAGUAGCUCCUGCUGCUGCCACUCUUCUGCCCACGACGGCAGGCGAGUCCUAGCAUCUGCCGUGUAGUAUCUAGCUGAACUCCCAUUUACUUGCUUCAGACCGCAGGUGCAGGUUCACAUAAGGGGAGGGGUAAGUCCUCCACGGCGAAAUCUAGCAUGUUAAGGAGAAGACGAGGCUAGAACUCUUCUCCCAGAUGAGCUAAUUUUCUAUGUGUUGAGACCGUUUUUUGCACAUUCCCUCAUGCGAGCAUCCCUGCCUUCCAGCAGCCAUCUGAAAUGGUACAACUCAUAUUCAGGUCCAGCAUUUCAGGAGAGAGAACUAGGCCUCAGAGAUACCCCUUUCUUCAACAUGCAAUGAUGGCUCAACAAUCUGGGUGGGCUGCACUUGAGCCUGGGGUUAGAGGGGUUUUGGAGAGCAUCGUGCAAUGGCUGGGUGAUGCUGGAGCAAUUGCUGUGUCACUCCUGGCAGGCUAACACUUAGCUGGGUGGUGGGGCUACAGUGAGAAGGGGCCCAUGGCCUCCUCAGAAACCCUUCCCUUUCCUGGAAGCUGCAGCCGUUUGUGCUGAGUCAGUAUCCAAACCUACCCAGCUUACUCUGGGCCUCAUGCCAAACCCAAAUGUACCACCCAGCAAUCCAGGAGGGUGGGCGGUCUCAGCUUGUCUGUUAUUAUAUUAAAAAAAAGUUGGUGAAAGGCCUAUUAGGAAGAAGACAAGAAAGACGGGGAGUAUGGCAACAACUGCUCUUUAGCCCCCCACUGGAUCAUCAAAUGAUUGUGCAAUGGGGUUUAUCACUCUCCUCUGGCAUCGCAGUAGGGCUGCAGGAGGACCAGCCCUGCAUAGGCCAUUCAAGGCAUCCCUUCGAGGACUCUCAGGCCCACCUGUGUUCAAGCUGAGACACAUUUAUGGCCCAAAGUGUUCAUGUUCUAUUCAGAGGAAAGUGACAUUCUUAUAUGGAAAUCAAUCCCACAGUCAGAUGAAAAUGCAAACCAAGUCUCUUAAUGCACAAUCUGUUGAUAUUACAAAAUUUUGCUUGGUGUGCAUGCUCUGUUCUGAACCUGGUUUUGAUAGGUUUUGUUUACAAGACUAGAGUUUGUUCCUGCAAGUGUAAAAUCAUAACUUUCAUGGAAAGGAAUAGAUACCAAGAGAAAAGAUAUGGGCAGUAGGGAAGAAAAGCCGGACUAACUGGCCUGCGUGAGGAAUGAGUGUGUGUCUGUGUUCAAAUGGAUAGAAGGGAUAAAAGGAAACCAUUCAGCAUACUGGAAUGUUGCCUUCUGAGCACUGGGGAUUGUGGCUUACAAUGCUGACAAAUCAUACUGGAACAUGUGUCUAAAAUAAUGAUGACUGGAAACCUGUCGUGUUACUUCCAGACAAGCAGUUCAGUUAGCAUGCAGCAGCAACUUGCACAUCGUAGCUACUGUGGCUUUUGUUGGGAUGUAUGCUUCUGUUGGCCGCAGCCUUUAGAUCAGGCAACAUGGAGUCCUCUAGAUGUUUUGGCUUACAGUUCCCAUGAAUGCCAGUCAGCAUAAAGUUGCCCACUCCUGCUUUAGAUGCAUGAACAGUUCCUCAAAAAUCCUGUUUAUGCACUAGAACUAUCCUAAUUAUUUGCUACGACUCCAAAUGUACAAAGAAAAAUGACCCAAGCAGUAUCCACCACAGCCAACUGGGUGCCUUCCAGAUGUGCUGGAUUAAAACUCUCAGAAUCCUCAGUCAUGUCUAGAGGGCGCCUGGCUGGGGGAGACUGCGCUAUUUAUUGCCUUCUUGGCCGCAUCGGUUUUUUUAGCCACACUACUGGUGUGGUCUAGCAGUUUCUCCCCCAAUUCCACCUUCUCACUUGUGAGGAAUAACAAUUCCAUUUCUUUUCUCAGCCACCUAUCUCAUUGGUCCGUCAGCCAUGUGAUGUUGAUUUUUCUACCUACCCAUUUAUCUUGAUGUUUGUUACAUGCUCCUAUUCUGUCCAUAAGGAAUCCAAGGUGUCUCUUCUUCAGCUACCUUUACCGUUGGUUUUGAGAAACUGAUCAGAUGGGGAUCUUUCACCAUCAUUUUAAAGGCUGACUGGACAUUUCAAAGACUUUUUGGAGUGCUGCCAUCACAAUGUUUGUAUGCCAACAAAAACUUCCCUUGAAUUUCUUUGCCAUACGAAAGGCAGAGGGUGAAACCUUGCUAGAGAAAGCUUAGGAGCCCUAAGAUUGAUCAAAUGAAGCAAAUCACAACAGGUCCGGUGCACUGGAUCUUGCCACAACCAGAGAACUUGGGGAAGGGUUAAAAGGGAUUUGCACAGGAGAACUUUCUGGGGGAUUCUGGUCUAAUGAUAUGAUCAAAAUUCCAAGGCAUUGGGUGGGCUGAAAAAUGUUGACUGGUGCAAGCUCUGUGGAGGUAGGGAGGAAGAAAACACAUAUGGUCACUUUUAAUAGAUGAAGAUUCUCUCACUAUCAGUAGUGAGAUAGAAAUAUUUUUAGAACAAGGAGCAGUAUUUGAUAGCUUAAUUCAGAGCAUUUUUAGAGAGCUCAGAAUGAUCAGUUUCUGUCAGAUAUGGUGGCAAACAGGAAAGGAUUUUAAAGCACACCAAAUCAAUUUUAAAUUGCCAUUUUUUUCAAACAGGCAACUGAAAGCAUGAUUUCAUCAGUAAAAAUCAUGGCAAGUGGAUUGGGGGUAGGAGUGUCAGUACUUUCCAGAGGUUCCUUAUUUGGGGCUUACAUUUGCCUUAAUUGAUUAAUAAUAUUUUGACUAGUGCACCCCCUGCCCCACUCCCACAAAUUCUCUGACUUUCUCAGGACAUAUCAAUGGAGGCUUUGGCAUAGUCUUCUCUUUAUUGUGCGCUUAAGUUGCUCCUUCUCAGGACCAAACAAGCUGUUUAAAUGGAGAUGCAUGCAUGCAAUACAACCCUGGCAGCUUUUGUUUUUUGUUUUAAGUGGAAAGACUAUGGGGGAAAAGAGGAAAUGUAUCAGAUGGCCAGCAUUUUCCUGCACUACAUCAACCUACAUGACUCCACCCCUUCUCACCCCUACAAACACACCUUUGGAAUUCCAUGGGGGAAAGUCUCUGCAAUUUAAGUGUGGCUGAAGUCUUUCAUCCCAUUGUGUGUCUGAACUCUGUGUGUGGUUACAGCAUGUGCCUUUGUGCUGUCUGCUGUUCAUAAGCCAUGAUUUCCCAUGGCCUGCCAGCUCAUAGAUUCAUAGAAUAGUAGAAUCAGAAGGGGCCUUCAUUGGGUCCAACCCCCUUUUGGUGCAGGACGCCAAGUGACACCAUCCCAAUCAGAUGACUCUCCAAUUUUCUCUUGAAUAUCUCUAGUGUGGGAGAGCCCACCACCUCUCUAGGCAACUGGUUCCACUGUUGCAUUGUUCUGAUAGAAAGAUUUUUCUGCUGUCUAGCCUGAAUCCACUGUGCUGCAGCUUAAGUUUGUAGUUCAGUGGCCUACUCUCAGGGGAGUGAGGUGUUUUCCUUCCUCUUUGUGUCAGCCUUCGAGGUACUUGUAGGGUGCUAUCAUAUCCCCUCGUAGUCUUCUUUCCUGAGGCCUAACCUCUCAUUGUAGGGCUUAGUUUCCAGACCCUGAAUUAUCUGUUACCCCCCUCUGAAGUCUUUCUAAUUUUUCUGCAUCUUUUAAAAACCUGGGUGCUCAGAACUGAAUACAGUAUUCCAGGUGAGGUCUGACUAGUUCAGCAUAAAGUGGAACUAGUACCACUCAUGUUCUGGAAGUGAUAUUUAUGCAUCCCAAAAUAUCAUUUGCCCUUUUUGUGGCUGCAUUGCUGGCUCAUAUUUAGCUUGUUGUCCACAACAACUCCAAGGUCUUUUUCUUUUUCAGUGCCAUUGAGCCACAUAGCAAAGAAACAGGACUCUCACUGGCCUGGUGCAUGAAGCAGAGUUUCUCUGUGAACAAGUCAUUGAGCCACGAAGAGAACAGCAUUCUUUCCCUUUGCAUGCCCUCUAUUUUGCAGUAGCUGUCUUAUACAGAACCAGGCCUUUGGCCCGUCUUAGUAUUGUCUAGCUUAGCCUUGCCCAGCCUGGUGCUCUUCAGAGAUUUUGAAUUAAACCUCUUAUCUUUCCUGACCAUUGGCCACCCUGGUUAAGUCUGAUUGAAUUCCAACACUCCUGGAGGGCAGUAGGUUGGGGAAGGUUUGGCCACCAAGGUUGGAGGCUUCUGAGGUUCUUUUAGUGGCAGAUGCCAGUAAAUACAUCGUGGGCCUUCUGCAAGCAGCACUGAUGUCCUCCCAUUUUGAUACGGGUCCUUUCUGUUUGAAUACGAAUCUGUUUAGCUUCCUUCUACUGAUCCUUCUUCAGCAUGGUCUCUGUACAUCACACCGGUGGGCUUUGCUGUAUAGCUCAAGACUUGGAUUGAAGACAAACUUCCAUAGCAAAAUAUCUUAUACUGAUCCAUCUCCUCUAGUAUUGCAAAUUCCAAUGCAGAGGUGCUCCUGACCUUGCUACCUGAGAUCCUGUGAAAUGCAGGCAUUAUGGAUGGGAUCACAGAACGCCAGCACACAUGACAGGCUUGCUGCUGCGGAGCUUCUGCGUCUCAGAACGUACCCAGACUGUGCUCAGCCAAGCAGCCAGUCUAGUGCAAGAUGCAUGGCUCACCUUCAAAGCAAUCCCGAGUUGUGACAUCUGUGUGAAUCUGAACAGACAAUCAAGGCAGGGGCACUUCUUGCCACCACAAGCCAACCUUUAGAGGUUGUACAUUGUACAACAAGAGUCAUUGUACAAUGACUGAGCAUGACCAAAUUAUACCAUUAAAUGUGUACUGGCACCAAAGCACUUCUCUCUACAUUAAAAAAGGCACUGGCAAGGGAAGCAGGGAGGAUGGGUUGGGAGGAUGGGUAAGGUAUAGGGAAGGAGGCUAACCCCAUUCCCUGUGCUAUUUUCCAGAUGAGCCAUCAGCAAGGUUGCUGUUUGCCAGCAAAGGAAACUAUUUGUGUCCAUAGCAGCAGCUUUCCGAAUGCGAGCAACAGCUUUGGGUGAUUGUGUGGUUAUGCUUAUUGGGGAAAUGGCACAGUGGGAAAGGGUCAAGAGCUCUUACAGCAUGCUGCCAAUCUUGAGGAGGGAGGGGUUCUGCAUCUUCCUUUGAAUAUAAGACAUGAAAGUAUGAGCAUAUAUUCUAGCCCAACACAUCUAAAUGGCACCAGGCUGGGAGAGGCCAGAUACCACAGCAGCGGGGGUUGGUGUUGCAGUGGUUGCAAUGCUACAGAGGGGCAGCUACAGAAGUGGGAAAGUGGACUGGGGAGGAUUUGAGCAUGGCCUGCGUGGGAUCUGUGCUCAUUAGGGUUGCAUCACAAACACAGAGCAGACCCUUGGUCUUGCUGGAUCAGGAGAGAAGAUACCUUUGUAGUGUAAGUCCUGGCAAAGUAUGCCAGUGGGGCUGAAAAACUCCAGUGGUGGGCUGGCAAAGUCCUUGCCUAAAUGUAGAGUGCGUAUGCAAGGCACAGAGCCAGUGAGGGCGAGAAGGUUACAAGGCCUCCCCUCCACCAGACUUUGUGAGCAACAGCUACUGGUUUUUGGGAAGACCCAGUGUACACUGCAGCCCAAGACCCGCUUCAUCACCGUGUACACAAGCAUACCUGCAAAUACAUUUUGAGGUAAAUGGGAACUUGGUCAGGGUUGUUGUCUCAAGCCCUGGCCGAAGGCAGCCUGUGCACAUGGCUGGAUGACUGGGGACAGCGAGGAGGGAUGAUGCUCAGUCACAUCACCAGUUCACUCACACAUCAGACAUGUUCAGGAUGGAGGGAAGGCUUAGUGGCCAUUCAUCUCUCAAGAAAGCCAAAAAAGACAGUUACAGUCAAUAACAUUCUUUAAUUCAAUCAGUUAAAGAAGGUGCUGCAUCUAUAAACUUUUAUUAUGGAAAAAUUGUAAUUAACACAUGCGUAUUACACCCCGCUCGGAGAGUGGCACUUGGGGAGGGAGGGGUAGUGCCGAGGGCUGACUGGGAGAGGGGAGGGGGCUGGAGGAGCUGGCCCACCACAUCACGGCAGCUGGUUCCCUUCUUGGGGUGUGGGUGAGCAAACAUGAUGGGGAAAGCAGUAUGAAAGCUGAUUAGCAGAGGGUGCCUUUUCAUAGGCUUAACUACCCUCUUAUGUGUAAAACUUGCAGGCAGGGUGGGAGCAGAAAGCAGGGGGCAUGGUUUGUAAUGGUGGGAGGGGCUACCCUGAGCCCCACCUGGAGGCGGUUUGAUUGCAAUCUCUGUAAACAUCUUUUGUUCACAUUUCUGAAGCUGAUGCAUAAAGUUUGAUUGAUUUCUC
Varanus komodoensis (Komodo dragon) is the source of this 8490-nucleotide messenger RNA. RefSeq names its product LYL1 basic helix-loop-helix family member (gene LYL1). NCBI's taxonomy places the organism in Eukaryota, Metazoa, Chordata, Lepidosauria, Squamata, Varanidae. Bases 533 to 1378 code for a protein of 281 amino acids. The transcript is spliced from 4 exons. The record is from RefSeq and is a predicted model, not a curated record. Gene Ontology annotation, biological process: regulation of transcription by RNA polymerase II. Gene Ontology annotation, molecular function: DNA-binding transcription factor activity, RNA polymerase II-specific; RNA polymerase II cis-regulatory region sequence-specific DNA binding; protein dimerization activity.